AUGGAACAGUAUCCAGCAAACGUUCCGCUUCUACUCUUACAGAUUAUUCUGCAAAGACAACAAGUACUCGCGCAUAAGGAUAAGAACUUGCACAUGGAAACGUUAAUAAAGGAUCCAAUCAUAGACGAUGAGAUCCUCAAUCAAUUCAUCUCGCAUAAGUUAAUUAAGAUAUACACACCGGAUCUUUCUCAUAUGACCAAACGGUCCCUGAAGACAAUGGUUAACGAAUUAUUUGUGGAAGGACUAAGCACUAGCCAGGAUCCCGUGACCAUCGUUACGCUAGCCAAUUAUUAUUAUGAAAGGCGAGUGAAAGAGCUAGAAACAGAACUAAUACCCCAACUGAAGAGCCAAUUACAAGCCCAAUUGCAGGAUGAGCGCUGA
Molecule: messenger RNA, 381 nt
Organism: Naumovozyma castellii
Lineage: Eukaryota; Fungi; Ascomycota; Saccharomycetes; Saccharomycetales; Saccharomycetaceae
Gene: SWC7
Product: Swc7p
Exons: 1
Coding region: 1-381 (126 amino acids)
Source: RefSeq, a predicted model, not a curated record